This is a messenger RNA of Pisolithus orientalis, 545 nucleotides long. RefSeq lists its product as uncharacterized. NCBI's taxonomy places the organism in Eukaryota, Fungi, Basidiomycota, Agaricomycetes, Boletales, Pisolithaceae. Bases 190 to 465 code for a protein of 91 amino acids. The transcript has a single exon. The record is from RefSeq and is a predicted model, not a curated record.
CUGAUGACUUGUUCAAGAUAAUUGCUUAUCUACACACAUUCAAACCUCGGAAACAGCCAAAAUGAAGCCAAAACGGGGGAUACCAAAGCAAACUGCCGUUUUCAGCCUUACCCGGUCAACGAAAACAAAUCGAAAACAGCAUCAAAAACGAACGAAAACGACACAUGAAAACACGCUGUGAAUUCCCCUAUGUAUUCAAUGGCACCGUCUGGCUCAUCCGCCUUCGGAAUCUUUUUUUCCCCCUCAAUUUUAGGUCUCGCUCUUGUCUCGGGUCAUCCGACUUUCUGUCCUCGGGAUGGGCAUUGUGUGUGCUUCCUUCCCCUUUUGAUCACAAAAAUUUUCACCUGCCCUCAGCGUCUGCCAUCUCUGUCGGGCACUGGCACAAGCCUACUUUUCUUUCCUAAUAGUGAUGAUUUCUUGUCAGUCGUCACCCCCAAGUAUAACAUCAAACUCGUGUCACGUUGACCAGUGAAGACUUGCUGCACUAACUGCCGGUGCUACUGCUGGCGGGUAUUUUAAACAGACUGUAACUUACUUGCAUCAUC